Molecule: messenger RNA, 2811 nt
Organism: Cannabis sativa
Lineage: Eukaryota; Viridiplantae; Streptophyta; Magnoliopsida; Rosales; Cannabaceae
Product: sister chromatid cohesion 1 protein 3
Exons: 14
Coding region: 484-2478 (664 amino acids)
Biological process (GO): mitotic sister chromatid cohesion; replication-born double-strand break repair via sister chromatid exchange; synaptonemal complex assembly
Cellular component (GO): cohesin complex; synaptonemal complex
Molecular function (GO): chromatin binding; protein binding
Source: RefSeq, a predicted model, not a curated record
GUACUUCUUGGUAAAGAAGUGUGUAGUGGAAGCCUAUAAAAUAGAAAAAAAAGGAAAGGGACACGUGGAAGAGGUGUAAAGGAGUAUAUGGGCCCACCGCAUAUUCUCCUUAAUAUUAUUAUUAUUAUUAUUAUUUCUGAGAGGGAACCAAAAAAGAAAACCCGGGUAAAUCCUCUUAAGUUUCCCGCCAAACUAUUAUUCCCAAACUAAUAAAAUAUAAGUACUGUUUUCUAACUCUAGCUUCCUCUGUAAUCUUCUCUUCUCUAGUUUAUGGUUUCCACAGGCUUUGCUUUGCUCCUCAAUAAAAAUGGAGAAGACAUACCAGUAGACUACAAAAAUCCCACCUUUACCAUACAAACAAACAAGAAGAAGAAGAAAAAACCCAUCUUUAUUCCUUAUUAACCUUAACCCUAAUCAUAACCGCCAUUUCUCGUCUCUCUUUCUGUAGAGUUUGAGUAGUUGAAGAGACACAAGAACGAGAGGAUGUUCUACUCCCAUACUUUUCUGGCUCGGAAGGGACCCUUGGGAACAGUGUGGUUCGCUGCCCAUUUGCAGAACAAGCUCAAGAAAUCCCACUAUAUCUCCACUGAUAUCUCCUCUACUGUUGAACGAAUCAUGUUUCCUGAGGUUCCUCUUGCACUAAGAAUGUCAGGCCAUCUCUUAUUGGGUAUUGUUCGAAUAUACUCGAAGAAAGUCCAUUAUCUUCACGAGGAUUGUACUGCUAUUUUUACUAGCUUGAUGAAGGCCUUUGCUCCUUCUUCUUCUCUAGACCUUACUUUGCCAGAUGAUAAAAGGCACGCACCUGUUCAAGAUGUCACUUUGCCAAUCAUAUUCGAGCUCGAUGCCAUGGAUUUGGAUUUUGAUGUUAAUCUUGAUGGGGCAUUUGACCAACAUCUCAAGAGUUAUGAAGAUAUCACAAUGACAGAUUAUACAAAUCAAAUUCCAAUGGAAACGGUUUUAUUCUCUUUAAAUUUACAUGAGGAUAUGUAUGAUACUUCACACCCAGUGGAGAAUCCUCCUUCAAAUGAAAAAGAUAUGGAAGAUGUUGUCCAUCCAGUCCAACCAGACAUAGGGAAUGAUGAUGAAAUCCCUUUUAACUUUACUAGCCACAACGUUCCAGAUGAUGUUGUCCAAGAUCCUGGCUCAAGUCAUCAUGCAGAAAUUCCAGUGCAUAGUGGUGACAAUUCUGCUGAUGUUCCACUUGAACGAAUGCGUGAUGAUGUACAUGAUAGCCCGGGAAUCCCAACAAUGUUUACUAGUGUUACUGGUGACACUCCUGAGCCACCAGCAUUUGUAGAAACGAAGGAGACAGAUGCUAUUCCUCCUGUUACUGAUGAUAAUUUGGGUCUUGGAGGGCAAGUUUCACCAUUGCAGCAAAGUUCAGGACCACGAGCAUCGGUUGCUUCCUUAGGAGAGGACCUAAUAGGAUCUGUUUCAUAUGCAAUGCAACCAUCACCAUCAGCUCAGAAACCAAAAGUUAGAGCAAGAAAAAGAAAACAACUUUAUGAUGAAGCCCCAGUAUUGACUAAUAAGUUUAUGAAGAAGGCACUUGAAGAUCCUAGUAAUUUAUUGCGCAAAAGGAGGAAAAUCCCAUCCACUGUGUUGGGUAUAUGGAAGUUAAAAGUUAAUUUGAGAAAGGAACAGGUUUUCUUUGAGUCAUCCAUUACUGGAUUAUGUUCUGAUCUUUGUAAUAUUUUUGACAAGGACUACAUGUCCUCAAAGCUUCAGCAUUUAGAGGUGGCUUGUCCAGAUUCUGCGGCUCCAUCUCCUGGUUCUGCACCUGAUAUUUUCCCCGAGCCUGGGCUUCCCGGGUCUCCUGCUCAUAUUCCUACAACUGCAACUGCAACUGAUGCUUCACCACAAAAUGAAAAUGCAGAGUUUCAAACUCCUAUUAAUGAAAAUAUACCGGAAUUUGAAGGUUCUACACAUGUUACAGACCAUGACAAUAUUAUUCCUUCGCCUAGAGAUGUUUCACCAUCUGAAACUGCAAAAUCUACUCCAUUCCCAGAGAUGGAAACUGGAAGACAUGAAUUUCCAACGCCAGAUUUUUCGGUUCCAUCCAGACGUGACGAGUCUGAUUUGGAGACACUUGAUGAAUAUACGAGGGAUCGUACUAAUCUCUCUACUAUUCCCGAACCAAAUACUGCAGAAGCAGAAGACCUGUGGUUUCUGGAGGCUGACAACAAUACACCUGAAGGUUCUCAAGGAACACAAGGAAUUGACUCCUUAUCUAUCAGAACAAGGGCCAUGGCACAGUUUUUAAAGAGACAAUCACCAACUUCCACAAUUUCAGAAGGUCUAUUUGGAGAUCUCAGUUUGAACAAACUGCUAGAAGGGAAGACAAGAAGGCUAUGUGCUCGAAUGUUCUCGGAAACACUGGUGCUGAAGAGCAGUGGUCUAGUAGAUGUACAACAAGAAGUACCUUAUGGUGAUAUCACUAUAAAGUUGACAGCAGAACUUUCAAAGGCUCAAAUCUAACAUGACUCUUGUGCUUGCCCAGCGCUAUGUCAGGUCAUUUUGAUAUUUUUCUCAUAACAUUGGCAGAUGGAUGGGACAAGGUUUUGUACAGAAAUCAAAUUUUGACAUAAAACAGCCAUAGGUUGUAAUUAUUUGUGGGUUAUUUAUGUGUUUGGUGAAGUUUAGUUAAGAGCCAUAGUUUGUAAUUAGUGGGGUUAAUUAUUGUUUGUUGUUAGAGUUUCUGUUUAUAAGAGUACUAAUUCAUUGUUUGAUAUUUUUUAAUACAUUGGGAAAAGGGGGAAUUAACGUGUGUAACACCUUUUCUAAUUCUUUUUUACUGUACUUUUGUUUCUA